ACGAUUGAUAAGCAUAAUUUCCACUAAUCUAUGUGUGUGUGUUCACUAAAUUAUGUCGUGAUAAGUCGAUAAAAUAUGACCAGAUUCUUGGCAACGAUAUCGCUCCAAUCAAUUUUUUUGGGUGUGUGUGUGUGUUUAAUAAAUGUUUGAUUGCACACUGUUUGUCAUUUGAGAUAUUGUCUUGUACUUGUGCAUUACAUUAUAUGAUUUGUUUAUGUGUGUAUUUUGUAGCAGAUCAUUGUUGAAUAUUGUUUUUGCUGAGAACAAAAUUGAAUUUUUAAGUAAAAAAACGAUGAAAAAAAUACCAACCGAUAUUUGGGUGGAUAUCGAAUUAUUUCAAAAUAAUUUUAACAAAAUCAAUGGCCAAUUUAUUCGAAACAUUGUAUCGAUUUUUAAAAUAUCCCAUCGAUAUGGACAAAUUAGUUUUCUAUUUAUGAAAAAUGAUGCUACCUAUGCUUAUGGUAAAGGAAUAUGCAACCUGCUAUCGUUUCAACAUUAUCCGAAAUACCCAAUACGGAUUGACAUUUUGAAUAAGAAGAAAAUCAUUCAAGUGGAAUCCGGUGAAGGAUUCGUUGUCGUUUUAACUGAUGAUGGAUUAGUUUAUCUAGCCAGUGAUGAUUCAAGAUGGAAAACGAACUAUACUUUGCGAUUGAUCUCCACCGGUAAUGAUCGUUUUGAAAUGAUAGCAUGUGGACAUUAUCAUUUGUUGUUGUUACGACAAGAUGGCACUGUUUUUGCUUUUGGAUAUAAUAAAUAUGGUCAAUUAACCAAUUCACUGUCAUCGUAUGAUACUGUCGUUAACACUGGUUUAAAAAAUGUCAAAAUAAUAGCUUGUGGAGCGAACCAUAGUCUUGCUCUCACCAAUACGAAUCAUAUUUAUUCCUGGGGCUGGAAUGAUAAUGGACAGUUAGGUCUAGGCGAUACAAAUUACCGAAGAACACCAUCAUUGCUUUCAUUUCCUGGUGGUUCGAUUCAAAGUCCAAUCAAAAAUGUUGCGGCCGGUGCAAGGCAUUCAUUAUUUUUACUAGAGGAUGGUCAGAUUUUUGGAUGUGGUUAUGGUCAAUAUUCUAUUAAUGAUAAUAAUGAUCAAAAUGCGAUGGUACCGACAAAAAUAUCCAUUGAAAAUGUACAAAGUGUCGCUUGUAUGAAUUACACCAUGAAAAAUAAUCUCGAUUUUUCAUUGGCUUUGGAUCAGUCAUCACAUUAUUAUGCAUGGGGUAUAGUAAAGAAUGAAAAAUUGUUAUCACCAAAAACAUUGGGUGGUCGCCCGAAAUCAUUCGCUGCAGCAUCAGCCUUGAUAAUGGGAUCACCAAUCACUUUUGGCCUAACACCAACAAUCCAUGCUUUCGAAUCGAAUGAUACAAUAUCAUUUAUUGGAUUAUUGAAUAAUCCGGAUAAUUAUGAUAUCGAAUUUGUUAUCGAUGACAAACGUAUAUUAGCUUCAAAGUGUCACUUAAAAAUGUCAUCCAAAUAUUAUAGUCGAAUGUUUUCGGGUGAAUGGCAAGAAAAUAAUAAUAGAGUGGUGAUUGAUGCAUAUAGUUAUGAAGUAUAUUAUUCAUAUCUACGUAAAUUACAUACUGGUCACAUCCGAAUCAAUCAAUCCAAUAUAGUCGAACUUAUUGAUUUGGCCAAUUGUUAUGGUGAUGAACAAUUAUUCAAACAUUGUCGAACAUUCAUACGAAGCAAUCUCAAUGAACAUACUUUAUCCACUUAUCUUCCAUUGAUUGUCAAAUAUGAACUUAAUGAUAUGCAUGGCAAACUUGUAGAAUUAACUAUCGAAAAUAUUUUACCAAAAAUUACUAAUGAUCUUUGUGAAAACAAAGAAAAUAUUAUAAAAUUUUUAUUAUGGUUUUUUGAACAAUAAUUUUCAGGAACAAAAAUUGUAAAUUUGAAUUUGUUUUUGAAGCAAAUUUUUUUUUCUUAAUAC
Messenger RNA from Dermatophagoides pteronyssinus (European house dust mite), 1927 nucleotides. RefSeq names its product RCC1 and BTB domain-containing protein 2-like. Gene Ontology annotation, molecular function: guanyl-nucleotide exchange factor activity; protein binding. NCBI's taxonomy places the organism in Eukaryota, Metazoa, Arthropoda, Arachnida, Sarcoptiformes, Pyroglyphidae. The record is from RefSeq and is a predicted model, not a curated record. Gene Ontology annotation, cellular component: cytoplasm.